This is a messenger RNA of Aspergillus ochraceoroseus IBT 24754, 3550 nucleotides long. Its product is annotated as FAR11/STRIP family protein. Gene Ontology annotation, biological process: cytoskeleton organization. Lineage: Eukaryota; Fungi; Ascomycota; Eurotiomycetes; Eurotiales; Aspergillaceae. Gene Ontology annotation, cellular component: cytosol. Bases 255 to 3452 code for a protein of 1065 amino acids. The transcript is spliced from 5 exons. The record is from RefSeq and is a predicted model, not a curated record.
GUUUCUUGUCCAAGUCUCUACGCAACACAACAUGUAUACCCUGUGCUUGACUGGCUGACAUGUUAUACUUGGCACUCUCUCUUUAAUAUCUUUUACUCCGAACCUUUUAAAGGUUUCUCUUCACCGGUUUAUUUUUCUUUCUCUCCUGAUUCCUAUUCCGCCAUAUACCCUUGUUUAUUGUUUAGCCAGCCAUUCAGCGCCACGUUGGAGUUUAUCUGCAGAUUUAGAGCUUCCAGAUUCCGCAUAGCUUCAUCAUGGAUGACCCAUCAGCUUCCGACGAUAUCGGUGUGCAGGAACAGCACAUCGUAAAGGCGGAUGAAGUGGACCAGACUGGAACAGAUAUUAGCCCCGUCUCGGAUGAUCAGCUGAUGGAAGAGGUCGCGGAAGAACUACGACAGGAGCAAGCUGCACAAACUAUUCCUGGCCUUAGAAGUGAACCACCAGUGCUUACAUUAAUGUCUCCCAGGCGCCCAGAAUUGCGGCGGGAUGCUGCUGCUCCUCCGCCGCCUCUUCAACCUCCACCACCGGCACCGGUUCAGGAGAAUCUGGAAAUGUCAACUGAUUCGUUGAGCCUUGCCCAGUUAAGACAGUUGGUCCAGGAGAUGCCAAAGGCUGAACAGCCCGCGUAUGCAUUCGAAUAUGCGGACUCUCAACCGUUUCCCGAGGAGAUCGAAGAAUGGUUUCAGUACACCGAGUUUGAUAGGGACAUGCUCACCAGCAUGAAAUCGUCCUUCGAGCGUAGGUGGGACUUGUUCUGCGAUAACCAGCCCGCGCUUUCCCCCCAUACUUCUUGGAUUGAAGCCCCUCAUGAUUUACAGAAGCUGUUCAUGAGCGAAGUGCUUGAAAUUUUGCAAGACAACGAGAUCGUGCCCCGUAUUGAAGCUUUAGAGUCUAUCUGCUAUGCUGUGACUGGAGUUUGGGGAUCGACUGCUGGGAAAUGUGUCCCAGAUUAUCCCGAGAAUCCCUCCGCUUUCACCGCUGCAGAAACACCCCAGUCAAAGUCUUUACAAAUCCGGUGGAUAGAGAACAACGCAAACUUGGUCCUUGAAUGCUCAGGUCUACAACCGUUGUUCAACUGCCUGUUUCGGGCGUUUGAGAAGUCCCGUGUCUCCGCCCCAUUGGAACCCAACGGGACGGCACCAGAAAACACAAACGCCGCGUCUCUGGCUGCCGCUGAGCAAGAAGCAAACUUAGUGCUAACAGCUUUCUACAUGCUUGUAGAGGUCGGGCGAAGACAGGAGGUACAGGACCCGAAGCACACCCCGAUAAAGCAUGGAAUUAUGGGGCUAAAGCCGGACUUGAUGGUUUUCCUAGUUGAGAUUAUCGCACGGCUGCGCUGGGAUGACUCUACCAAUGUUCCUCUUACGAGAAUUAUUCUCUUGUUUUGGAAGUGUAUCAUUCUCUUUUUUGGAGGUAGUGAUAGUCUAAAACAAGCCAAAGAGGAAUUGGAACCAUCCGUUGACGAUGGGAAAAAUGAUCCAAUGCGAAGGACGCCUUUUCUUACUGCAUCCCCACUGGAUUACCACGUCUUUCGACAAGAGAUUACAUCUAAGUAUCCUUCAUACAAUCCGCCUCCACCCUUGGUGCCUCUAGAAUUAGAAAACAACUCGAUCCUUCCUCCUCUACCCCAGCAUCCCAGCAGAGCAUACUCUUCAAACGGUCUAUUUUCUGGGGUUGGUCCGUCCAUAGCGGGUGCCAAUGGCUCGAUUUUGCACCAGUCCGUUCACAUCGCAACGCCAGCUCCAUCCCCCCCGCCAUCUCCGAUUGGCCCCGGUGGAAAGGCAGGGAAGAAACAAAACUACCAAACAAAUCAAAACUUCCCGUUCAUGUACCCCCCGCUCGAUGAUUCAAGCAACGAUCUUGGAGGGAAAGGCACCACGGAACUUCAAGAUGUGUUGGUUGGGAAGAGAUGGGAAGGCAGCGAUGUUCCAGCUUCUAUCAUUGAGGCUGGGAAGCUUUUCUCAACCCAUGUGAAAAUGACCAGAGCGAUGAGCCAACUUUGGGAAGAACGUGAGCGCUUCAUGAAGUACGAUCGCGGCUGGCAUCCAGAUGACAACAACUCUUCGCCUGACGAAGACACUGGGGAGGAAGUAGCAGAAAACAUACAAAAUCUCACUUUACAGGAGAAGAAAGAACAUAUGGUUGAUAGGCCCUACGAAAAGGAAACCGAUAAUGAGGAUAUUCAACGGCGCCUAGAUGCGGUUGAGUCCUUUUAUACGCAAGCACUAGUGCACUUACAAUCAAUUACCAUAGUUUUCCUAAAGAUUGUAUUAACAAAUGUGAGUGCAAUGGUCAAUCAGGGAAAUGGUCAAAACGGCAUGAGUGACAACUACAACGCAGUCAAUGGGGCUGCAGCAAAUUAUAACAAUCAUCCUGAGGAUCUCAACUGUGAUCCUGCUAUUGACGAACUUGACAAUAUUCGGCUACGUGAGAUCACCGGGAAAGCCAUCUCCGGGUCUCUCCUGCUCUUAAUCAAGUGGUUCAAGAGAUCUCAUAUAUUGAAAUUCGAAUACAUGACACAGCUCCUACUGGAUUCGAAUUAUUUACCUCUAAUUCUAAAAAUGUUUGCUCACCAAGACGUUGAUCAAGCGGUCGCGCAGCGAACAGACCGGGAUGAAUUGGGAUUCUUCCAUUUCUGUCACUUGCACUCCGAACAGCCUCCUGACGACAGUGAUUUAGACCAGGACAGCGACGAUGAGGCUGUUCCGCCUCCUAUUGCUAGACAUAGGCAGGACACAGUCUUCCACAACCAUAAUCCUGGAGGGGAACCCCUGGAUGAGACCAACCAGGAAUUUAUAGAAGGUCCCCAUCGUCCCGAAGUCGACGAAUUGGGGUAUCCAACAGCACCGCCACCCAAGGAGCCUAUUACAACAUUCUCCUUUCGCAACUUCUUCUCGGCUAUCAACUUUCUUCACAUUAUGCAGAAAAUUACCCGGGACAAGGCUCACCGAUGUCUCCUGCUUGUCCAGUAUAAGUCAAGCACGAUACUCCGUAAAGGACUAAAGAUUCCAGACCCUCAUCUGCGCUUCUACACCCUCAAGCUCUUCAAGUCGCAAGUCCCUUACUGUGGUCGCAAAUGGCGCCAAAGCAAUAUGCGGGUGAUUACUGCAAUCUACCUUUACUGCCGCCCCGAACUACGGGAUGACUGGCUAGCUGGAUCUGAUAUCGAUGCGGAAGUCGAGGAGGCCUUGCCCCUUGAACAAGCCCUUCGUGGGCUAACACACUGGUGGCAUUUACGACGAUACAAGGACGUAAUGGGUGGCGAAGAGGGGCCAUCGCUCAUGGAUGAAGAGCGGGACUUUUUCGUACGUGAGCUUGAAGCAAUGGGAUGGGGGUUCGCCGGAGAAGAGCUACUAAAUGGAAUCACUGAUGAGGCCGAGCUGGCUGCAGGCGGCCCACUGGCGAACGGAACAGAAUGGGACGGAGCACCAUUGCAAAUGGAAGGAUGUUAAACACGCAAAAUACUAGGUCUGUAUCCGCAGGCCCUCUUCCUUGUAUAUAGACACGAGCCACCAUAGUGAAUGAGAAUCAUGAAUUCCGUAACUUCGAC